Messenger RNA from Coniosporium apollinis CBS 100218, 3573 nucleotides. RefSeq names its product L-aminoadipate-semialdehyde dehydrogenase. The coding region runs from base 1 to 3573 and encodes 1190 amino acids. Lineage: Eukaryota; Fungi; Ascomycota; Dothideomycetes. Gene Ontology annotation, biological process: L-lysine biosynthetic process. The transcript is spliced from 4 exons. Gene Ontology annotation, molecular function: L-aminoadipate-semialdehyde dehydrogenase [NAD(P)+] activity. The record is from RefSeq and is a predicted model, not a curated record.
AUGAACGGCAUCAAGGACGUCAGACCAGACCCGACCGCCGACCUCCACUGGUCUGACUACAGAGGAGCUAUCCACGAGAUCUUUCAUGCGAACGCGCUCAAGCAUCCAGAGCGCUUGUGUGUUGUGGAGACAGCCAGCAGCACUAGUCCAAGACGAGAAUUCUCGUAUAGGCAGAUUGAUCAGGCCUCGAAUCAGCUCGCAUUCCAUCUAUUUCAGAAUGGAAUUGAGCGCGGAGACGUGGUGAUGACAUACGCUCACCGGGGCGUAGAUCUUGUUGUGGCGGUCAUGGGCAUUCUGAAAGCCGGCGCUACCUUCAGCGUGCUAGAUCCGCAGUAUCCAGCGGACAGGCAGAUCAUCUAUCUCGAUGUCUCCAAGCCGAGGGCGCUGAUUAACAUCGCGAAAGCAACGGAAGAGGCGGGACAGAUCUCGGAGAAAGUGAGAUCUUAUAUCACGGAUAACCUGCAGCUGCGGACCGAAGUACCUGCGCUGAAGCUGCACGACGACGGUACUCUUACAGGAGGUUCAAUUGAUGGCGGUAAAGAUGUCUUGGAUGCUCAGGUCACCUUUAAGGCCGACCUUCCGGGCGUUGUUGUAGGCCCAGAUUCCACGCCGACGCUUUCGUUUACCUCUGGCUCCGAAGGCCGACCAAAAGGUGUCAAGGGAAGGCACUUCUCAUUGGCCUACUACUUCCCAUGGAUGGCGGAGACAUUUGGACUCUCAGAGAACGACAGGUUCACCAUGUGCUCUGGCAUAGCGCACGAUCCUAUCCAGAGAGAUAUCUUUACUCCACUGUUUCUAGGUGCGCAUCUCCUAGUGCCUUCUAGAGAGGACAUUCAACACGAAAAGCUCGCCGAGUGGUUUUGCGCGAACGGAGCCACCGUAACCCAUUUGACUCCGGCAAUGGGCCAAAUUCUGGUUGGCGGAGCCAGCUGCCAGUUUCCUGCUUUGAAGAACGCCUUCUUCGUGGGAGACAUUCUCAUCAAACGGGACUGCCGCCGAAUGCAAGAACUUGCUCCAAACUGCCGCAUCAUUAACAUGUACGGUACUACUGAGACCCAGCGCGCCGUUAGCUAUUUCGCUAUACCUAGCCAAGCCCAGGAGCCUGACUACCUUGACAGUCUGGGAGACGUGAUCCCGGCUGGCAGAGGCAUGAAGGACGUGCAGCUUCUGGUAGUCGACAGGACAAACCGGGAUAGGCUCUGCGAUGUAGGUGAAAGUGGCGAGAUCUACGUCCGAGCCGGAGGCCUUGCGGAAGGGUAUCUUGCCCUCGACGAAGUGACCAAGGAGAAGUUCGUCCCGAACUGGUUUGUCGAGAACAACCAGUGGGUAGAGCAGGAUGAGCAGCGGGUCAAGGCUCGGGAAAAGCCGGAACCCUGGCGCGAGUUCUACAAAGGCCCACGGGACAGGCUGUAUCGCAGCGGUGACCUGGGCAGAUACCGUCCAGAUGGCAACGUGGAGUGUACUGGUAGGGCCGACAACCAAGUCAAGAUCAGGGGCUUCAGGAUAGAACUCGGCGAGAUUGACACGCAUCUGUCGCAACAUCCGCUUGUCAGAGAAAACGUCACGCUCGUACGACGGGACAAAGACGAAGAGCCGACGCUCGUCUCCUACAUUGUGCCUGAGAUGAAGCGCUGGCAACAAUGGGUGAAAGAGAGGGAGAGGAGGAACAGCCUGAGCAUAAGCUCCGAUGAGGAUAGCAUGGUUGCGCGCUUGAAGAGAUUUCGCUCGCUCAGAGAAGACGUCCGUCAGCAUCUCAAGGGCAAGCUCCCGGCAUAUGCUGUUCCGUCCGUACUGGUUCCCCUCUACAGGUUUCCUCUGAAUCCCAACGGGAAAAUCGACCGCCCAGCACUCCCCUUCCCUGAGCCGUCCGAGCUCUCAGCAGCCGCGGCCAGACGACUCUCACACGUCACAGCCACGCUUUCCGAGACCGAGAAGACUCUCGCCAGCAUCUGGGGCAGUCUCCUGGAACGCGUGUCCGCAGACGCCAUCAGCCCUGACGACUCCUUCUUUGACAUUGGCGGCCACAGUAUCAUCGCGCAGACCAUGCUUCUCAAGGUCCGCAAGCAGUGGCGCACGACUAACCUCCCAAUGACGGCAGUCUUUCAAAGCCCGACACUGCGCGGUUUCGCGGCCGAGAUAGACCGGGCAACUGAUCCCCUGGGGUUGCGUAUGGAUGUUGCUGGGAAUGUUGAACCAGCCGUGGGGCAGGACGAGGAUUACUCCGCUGAUGCGCAGGAGUUGGCUAACCAACUACCGAAGAGUUUCACCGCUGCGAACGUGGACGGGUCAGAUAAGCAGACAGUGUUCUUGACUGGCGCGACUGGCUUCCUAGGGGCGUACAUCCUUGCGGACCUCCUCUCCCGCCCGUCGACCGUAAAAGUAAUCGCGCACGUCCGGGCCACAGAUCCCAACGCAGGCUUAGCACGCAUCGAAGACACGUGCAAAGCGUACGGCAUCUGGGACCCCUCAUGGCGCUCACGCGUCGAGUGCGUGACCGGGGAUCUCGCGUCGCCGCGUCUAGGUCUCAAGCCGGACGUCUGGGACCGCUUGACCAACGAAGUCGACAUCGUGAUCCACAACGGCGCCGUUGUGCACUGGGUCCGUCCGUACUCGUUCCUGCGUGCGGCGAACGUGCUGAGCACGGUUGCCGCGGUCAAUCUCUGCGCUACAGGCAAGCCGAAGCGGAUUGGGUUUGUUAGCUCGACCGCUGUACUGGAUACUGAGCACUAUGUGCAGCUGUCUGAUGGUAUUGAAGCGGAUGGUGGGAGGGGGAUACCGGAGUCUGACGACCUGGAAGGGAGCCGUAAGGGUCUUGGUACUGGGUAUGGGCAGAGCAAGUGGGCGAGCGAGUUCAUUUUGAGAGAAGCUGGGAAGAGGGGGCUGAAGGGCGCGAUUAUAAGACCGGGGUAUGUGACAGGCGACCCGCGGUCUGGUACAACAAUAACAGACGACUUCCUCGUCCGCGUCCUCAAAGCCUGCCACCAACUCCACGCUCGUCCGGAUCUCGGCCCCAACACCCUAAACAUGGUCCCCGUGACACACGUCGCCCGCGUCGUCGUCGCCUCAACCCUUCAUCCCUCAGCCCCUUCCUCCACGUCUGCAUUACCUGUAUGCCACGUAAUCAACCACCCUCGCAUAACCUUCAACGCCUAUACCGCCGCCCUCCCCACCUACGGCUACUCCGUCCCCAGCGUGCCGUACGCCGAGUGGCGCUCCAAGGCAGAAGCUUACGUCGAGCACGCCGCGGACGAGGGCGGCGAGGAGUGGGCCCUUAUGCCGCUGUACGAGAUGGCGACCACGGAUAUGGAUGUCAAUUGUCGGGCUCGUGCGCUGGAUGAUGCGAAUGCGGCGGCGGCGCUGAGGGCGGAUAAGGAUGCUACGGGCGAGGAUGUGAGUGGUGGGGCGGGUGUUACGGAGGAGAUUGUCGGGCGGUACUUAGCGUGGCUUGUGGCUGUGGGGUUCAUGGGGAAGCCGGAAGAGAAGGAAGGAAAGGAGUUACCGCGGGUGGAGUUGAGUGGAGAGCAGAGGGAGGCGAUGAGGAAGGUGGGCGGGAGGGGGAAGGGGAGUGCGUGA